UAUUAUUUAUUUAGGUGCCUUCUCGUACCUUAUCAGCAAUACCUUUAAGAUGAGCAAGGUCAGUCAUAUCAUAUUAAAGGAACAACAAAUAGUUAACCAGUCUAUGAUUGUUGUUCUUUUUUGCCGAUCGUAGUCGUAGUUAAUUGGUCGUCAUUAUGAAAAGUUUUAUUAGUAUUCCAUUAUUUUUAACACUUGCAGUGGUAUUAGGAUCAGUAGGAGCCGAAGUGAAUCCCAAGAAUUGUCUGGAAGCUCAAGUGCUGGACUUAUUGUCAAAAUGGCAAAACGGGGACGAGAAUAUUACAUCUUCAGUUCCUUCAUUGGAGAAUAUAAGUCUAAAAUCAGUGGAUGGCGUGUAUGAAGGUUUCGGGAUAAGAAUCUCAUACACCACCGGAGAAAUGCAACUUCGAGGUGUGAAUAGAUUAAUAGUCGAAGAACUUUCAGUAUCCACUAGUGACUUGGAAGCAUCCACAACUCUCCAUUUUCCACUAUUAUCGUUAACUGCAGAACAAUAUAAUUUAAAAGGGCGCGCGUAUCUGAUGUAUUCUUUGAAAGGGGCAGGCCUGAUGAAUGCGACAUUUCAAAACGUUAAAGUUACUGUGGGAUCGAAGUUAGUCACGAAUGAUACAGUAAUGCAAGUGGAUGAUGUUAACCUGAAUUUUAGUGUUGGAAGCAUCCAGGUUGAUUUAGCAGACAGCUCGUGGCCGAUCAACAAAGUUUUGAACAGCAGCGCGAUGAAGAUUGUGGAGAACCACCGAAAGGAGAUAGUCACCGCGGCUAAAGAUUUUUUGAAACCAGUCGUGAAUGAUUAUCUAGCCACAAUGACGUCCUCGCAGCUGCUGAGCAUAGCGGCAAAAGAUUACUGUAACUUCUCGUUAACAUCUAUUGAUUUUCCAAAAUAAAUUAUGCUGACGAU
Molecule: messenger RNA, 913 nt
Organism: Helicoverpa armigera (cotton bollworm)
Lineage: Eukaryota; Metazoa; Arthropoda; Insecta; Lepidoptera; Noctuidae
Exons: 6
Coding region: 156-899 (247 amino acids)
Source: RefSeq, a predicted model, not a curated record